Megalops cyprinoides (Indo-Pacific tarpon) is the source of this 1850-nucleotide messenger RNA. It is a transcript of the gene mrpl43, whose product is annotated as mitochondrial ribosomal protein L43. Gene Ontology annotation, biological process: mitochondrial translation. Lineage: Eukaryota; Metazoa; Chordata; Actinopteri; Elopiformes; Megalopidae. The coding region runs from base 121 to 561 and encodes 146 amino acids. The transcript is spliced from 3 exons. Gene Ontology annotation, cellular component: mitochondrial large ribosomal subunit. The record is from RefSeq and is a predicted model, not a curated record. Gene Ontology annotation, molecular function: structural constituent of ribosome.
CACAUGUCUUGUCUGAGGCCGUCAGGUCGUCCUCUAUCCUCAGCAACUGGGUAAUGGAGUGAACCGUAAAGUUACCCCAUUUAUGCAUGUCUGAGGUUUAUUUCGCAUUAUUACUUGGAAAUGACUGCCAGAGGUACCCCGAGUCGCUUCCUGCAAAGUGUUCUCCGGAACGGCGUGGGGCGGUACGUUUGUCAGCUGAAGCGCAUCUCCCUCAUAUUCUCAACGAAGGGACAGAGUUCUCUGGGGGCCAGGGAAUUCGUUGAAGAGGGAAUAGUGGAUUUCGCCAAAAACAACCCAGGGACAGUGGUCUACGUCUCUCCCGAGUCCUGCAGAAUUCCCAAAAUCGUCGCAGAAUACUUGAAUGGUUCCGUGAGGGAGGAGGUCAUCACCAGCAAGUCUGCACAGGAGAUUGCAGCCCUGGUGAAGAAGCUGUCCGAGCAGUCGGGCCUGGACAUCAUCCGCAUCCGCAAGCCCUUCCACACCGACAGCCCCAGCAUCCAGGGCCAGUGGCACCCCUUCACCAACCGGCCCCCCUCCAUUGGGCCGGUCAAGCCCCACUGAGUGGCCGCAGGGAGCUCCCCGCACGUGGCACAGGCUGACGAUACAACAGUGAGUGAUGUCACUGCCAGCCGGUACCAGUGGCAUCUGUUACAUCAUCAAACUGCGACACAUGCUGGGAGCUCCCUGCAUGUGAUGCAGGAUGAUGAUGAUGCAACAGUGAUUGAUGUCACUGCCAGCUGGUAACAAUGAUGUUGCUGCCUGGCGGCACCAGUGGUGUAUGUGACAUCAUCAGCUUGCGACACAUGCUGGGAGCUCCAUCAGCUGCUGCGCUGCAUAGGAUGAAGUGGGGUGGUUGGGGUUUUAGAGUGCCCAAUCAGCUACGCUCAACGACUAAAUAACAUGCUUGAGGCGAGCUGGGAGUGUGAAACACCGCCUUCAUCUACUUCACCGCAAGGCUUGAAAAUGCCACGGAGACUUCUAUCUGAGCUCGACGCACAGAAACACCACUGUCUCAGAAUCGGUUAAGUGUGUUUUUGAUGUGUUUCGCAGCAGCGGAAGCCUGGUGGGUGGGUCUUUUGCAGUGUGACAGGCUCCUUAAUGUGAUGAUGUCAGAUCGGGGGGUUGCACACACACACACACACACACACACACACGCGCACACACACACACGCUCACGCACGUCCCGUCCGCUCUGCGUUUCCACCCAUCUGCGCAUUAUGUAAUGUGUGUUUCUCCUCUGUCUGGCGGAAUAAACUGGUUUAAUGUUGUGAUUAACUGAGAGUCCCCGAGCGGUGCACGUGUGAAUGAGUGUUUCUGUUACUGCUCCUGGGAAACGCUGUGUUCUUUCCCCUACUGAACGAUGCGCAUCACCGACUCGACCAGUCAUGCGCUUGCUUUCUGGAUCCACACCAACAGGAAGUGCGCUUGGGGGAGUUGUUUAUCUGCCGGGCGAGCGUCACGCCAGAUUUCAUCUGACGUCACAUCUCUGGGGUGGUUUUUCAGAUCCCUCAGUCUUUGUUGCGUAAAUAAUGGCAAAUGCACACCUGGUCACACAGGAUACCUCACACAGUAUGCUAGUGGCAUACUGCCGUAACCGCCUCCACCAUGCUCAGUCCUUAGCGACGUCAUUGGGAUCAAUAUUACAGUGGACCACGCUUCAGAUCAAAGCUCGCAUUGCUUUCUGCUGGAGCGGGUGGCAUCUGAACACUGAAGCGUUGUUUUCGAACCCCAUUGUGUUCUCUCAUGUUGUAUGUAGCACUCGGUGUUCCACAGCUUUUGUGGCAAAGACGACGUUACAGGUGAACGUGCAGCCAUAUCGGUGGAAAUAUCUGGAGUGUUCCCACCCCAAC